AUCAUCAACAAUAUGUAGACCUUGCACUGCCCAAAACUUGAGCAUAGUAAUAUUGUCCGUACGACCUUCACAAGCUAGCCAUAUUAUAUAUAUAUAGCAUGCCCCUAAUAAUUUCUUUGCUGAAAUUUUCUCAACCCAGUCUUCUCCAGUAUUGUCGUCGGUUUUAGCUAUAUAUCUUCAGAAAUAAUGGGUACAAGCAGUGAUCACAGUCCAAUGGUUCACCAAAGUUGGAGGGGAAUUCAGGCUAUCAUUAUCUGGUUCAUUUUAUUACCUAUUAUUGGAGUAUCUGGGGGUGCUAAGACUAGGCACUUCAAAUGGGAAGUGGAGUACAUGUUCUGGUCGCCCGAUUGCGUCGAGAAUGUGGUGAUGGGGAUCAACGGCGAAUUUCCCGGCCCAACCAUCCGAGCAAAAGCAGGAGAUACCGUUGAUGUUGAACUCACUAACAAACUCUCCACUGAGGGAGUUGUCAUUCAUUGGCAUGGAAUCAGACAGUUUGGAACACCUUGGGCAGAUGGAACUGCUUCCAUUUCGCAGUGUGUUAUCAACCCUGGAGAGACCUUUCAUUAUAGGUUCAAAGUUGACAGGGCAGGAACAUACUUUUACCACGGGCACUUUGGCAUGCAAAGAUCAGCCGGGUUGUAUGGGUCUCUGAUAGUGGAGGUGGGAGAAGAAGAGAGAGAACCAUUUCAUUAUGAUGGGGAGUUCAACCUAUUGCUCAGCGACUGGUGGCACCAAAGUGUUCAUAACCAAGAGGUUGGCCUCUCCUCCAAUCCUUUUCGUUGGAUUGGUGAACCUCAGACAUUGCUGAUCAACGGAAGAGGACAGUACAACUGUUCCAUGGCUGCCAAUUUUAGAACGCCGGAAUCUUCCUCCUCCUCCUCCAACACGCAGUACUCUCAGUGCAAAUUCAGAGGAAACGAACAGUGCGCACCACACAUCCUACGCGUGAAUCCAAAUAAGACCUACAGGCUCAGGGUUGCAAGUACUACUGCACUUGCUUCUCUCAACUUGGCCAUUGGGAAUCACAAAAUGGUGGUGGUGGAAGCUGACGGUAACUAUCUGCAACCAUUUUCGGUGGACGACUUGGACAUAUACUCUGGUGAAAGCUACUCAGUCCUGAUAACCACAGACCAAGACCCUUCCAAGAAUUACUGGCUUUCCGUAGGUGUAAGAGGAAGGCUUCCCGAGACUCCUCCUGGCCUUGCCAUUCUAAAUUACAAGCCAACUUCUGCAUCAAAGCUUCCAAUUUCUCCACCUCCGGUGACUCCUCGAUGGAAUGAUUAUGGCCAUAGCAAGGCCUUCUCUAAAAAGAUUUUUGCUCUGAUGGGGUCGUCAAAACCUCCUAAAAGUUAUGAACGUCGGAUCAUUCUGCUCAACACUCAAAAUAAGAUCAAUGGGUACACCAAGUGGGCUAUAAAUAAUGUCUCCUUAGCAUUACCACCCACUCCUUAUCUGGGCUCCAUAAAAUAUGGCCUGAAAAAUGCUUUCGAUAGAAAUAGCCCGCCGGAGAACUUUGAUGAAAACUACGACGUGAUGAGUCCACCAACAAACCCUAACUCAACUAGUGGCAGUGGGGUUUACUUACUAAGUUUCAAUACCACAGUCGAUGUGAUACUUCAAAAUGCGAAUGCAUUGAGCGCAAAUGUUAGCGAAAUACACCCCUGGCAUUUGCAUGGUCAUGAUUUCUGGGUGUUGGGCUAUGGAGAAGGGAAAUUCUCAGUCAAGGAUGAGAAGAAACUCAACUUGAAGAACCCACCCUUGAGGAAUACUGCUGUAAUCUUCCCUUACGGAUGGACAGCCUUAAGGUUUGUGGCAGAUAAUCCAGGAGUGUGGGCCUUCCACUGCCACAUCGAGCCUCAUUUGCAUAUGGGUAUGGGUGUUGUGUUUGCUGAAGGUGUUCAUCAUCUGAAUAACAUACCUAAUGAGGCUCUCACCUGUGGUCUGACUGGGAAGAUGUUCCUGAGCAAGAACAAUUGAAUCUAAUGCCAUCUUUCCCAUCUUUCAGUCCCACUAUAUUGCACGCAGGUGAUGAUUCUCAAUGCGGUCUGCAAAUUAGCUCCGAGAAUAUGUACGUAAAAUGAGAAUUCUACUUGUAAGACUUAUAUAUAUAUAAAACUUGAUGAUGUGACAAUUAAUAGAACCUUUUGUUUAUGGUUAAUGUGAUAAGCAUAUCUACAUCUA
This is a messenger RNA of Carya illinoinensis, 2181 nucleotides long. Its product is annotated as L-ascorbate oxidase-like. The transcript is spliced from 5 exons. The coding region runs from base 187 to 1977 and encodes 596 amino acids. Gene Ontology annotation, molecular function: copper ion binding; oxidoreductase activity. Gene Ontology annotation, cellular component: extracellular region; plasmodesma. The record is from RefSeq and is a predicted model, not a curated record. Lineage: Eukaryota; Viridiplantae; Streptophyta; Magnoliopsida; Fagales; Juglandaceae.